AUGGCGGAUCCUCCCCCUCCAGCGCUCGGCAAGGCACCGGCAGCCACCCGUUGUUUAAAAUGGUACGGCCCGGAAAGGGCGGGGCCUGCACCGGAAAGGGAAGCGCCGGGCCCUUCAAGACCGCUGGAGUGCGCGAUGGCCGUCCCGUGCGCCUUGAUCACCAGCUGCGCGGCGGGCUUCCCCGGGGAGGAGCUGGUGAAACGGAUCACCGGAGAAGAAGAGCUUCCGGAGCACAUUGCCGUAGAGAGCGGAGCUCGGUUUUACCCCUGGACGAUAGACAAUAAAUAUUACUCGGCUGCCAUCCAUCUCUGCGUGGUGGCAAACGUGUUUCAGGUGACGACGGAAAUUGUCGAGUCCGUUCAGGCUUUCCUGUUCUACUUCGACAGCACCACAAUAUCUGGGCUGGAUAGCAUCUCUCAGUGGCUUUCUCUUAUAGAAAACUGGCUCCCGGGAGUGAUGAUCUUGGUCUGUGACAGAGUCUCUGAAAAUGGCAUCAGCCGGCAGAAGGCCCAAGAGUGGUGCAUCAAGCACAGCUUUGAGCUGGUGGAGCUCAGCCCAGAGGAGCUUCCGGAUGAGGACGACGAUUUCCCAGAAUCUACAGGAGUGAAGCGAAUCAUCCAAGCCUUGAAUGCCAACGUCUGGUCAAACAUCGUGAUAAAAAACGAGGCGAGUCACAGCUUCGGCCUUUUCCCAGCCUUAGUGGGGGCAGAUCGCAGGAUUGGGUCAGACAAGAAUGAAGCUCCAGAAGCCAACUCUUUGCCGGCAGAGCGGGCCCAAUCUGUGUUGGAUUCAGGAGCAGCCCUGGCCCCGGCGGAGGGAACCCAGGGGGACCCCGUGGCUGACCCAGUGCUGGACACGGACAUUCAAGAGCUCGCUAGCCUCACCGCAGGAGAAGGAGACAUCGAGAACUUUGAGCGACUCUUCUCCAAGUUGAAGGAAAUGAAAGAAAAGGCUGCCACCCUGCCUCACGAACAAAGAAAACUGCAUGCCGAAAAGGUUGCCAAAGCCUUCUGGAUGGCCAUCAGAGGAGACCAGGAUGAGAUUGAAGGCUUGUCUUCCGACGAGGACAACUAAGGAUGGGCGGGAUUGCAGACUGGAACGGGACUUUGGUUCUGGACGUGCGACGGGGGUUGACUACCACCCAGAUUUUGACGAGGCCUCGUUUCCUCUGCAGCCCUGGCAGAGACUUGGGGGGUGGGGGUGAAGGGGUAUCCCUUGAGACUUAGUUCAUUCUUGUUCUUCAGCACUGGAAAGUAGCUGCCUCCGCAAUCUCCCUGCCUGGAUUUACCAAGGGGAAUGUGGACCUCCAAGUGAACAGAACCUGCUCCCAACUAAAGGAGAAGCUGCACAGUG
Pantherophis guttatus is the source of this 1353-nucleotide messenger RNA. It is a transcript of the gene AAGAB, whose product is annotated as alpha and gamma adaptin binding protein. NCBI's taxonomy places the organism in Eukaryota, Metazoa, Chordata, Lepidosauria, Squamata, Colubridae. The record is from RefSeq and is a predicted model, not a curated record.